ACACAUAAACACUACAAAGUAGUAAGACAACUUGGCGUAUUGGCGAACCCGUGACCUCGAAAAAGGUUAGGGGGGUCUCAACCAACACCACCGAGAUAGGUGGUGUUGUCUCAACGCGGCCCUCUCAAAAAGAAACAGUUUGAGGUAAGGACGAUUGAUAUUCUUAGAUGAAAUGGAGGAAUAUAGUGAAGAAGAGAGAAAAUUUUAUCAUGAGUUUUCGAUCAGAUCGCAUAAUCGGAUACCUUUGGGCGAGGAUUUCAUCUAUUCGAUAUUUUACACAUUUGUUUUUGCCGAACUUCUCGAACAUGUGGAGGACGUAGAAAUGAUUUUGAAAAUGUGUCGAGACGUCGAAGUGACUUUUUUAACCCUAUUCCAAAAUAAUCUCCCAGAUGAUAUGAUAAACUUUUCACAUUGCUGUUUAGUCAGAAAUCCCAGGAUUUUUAUAACGAUGACCCAGUAUGGUGUAGAAAACGAAUAUCACCCUGAUGCCUGCCAAAUGUAUUUGAAAUGGACAAGAAAACUAUUAGAAAGAAAUGGAGAUGCAUAUUCGAAUCGUCUGCACAACUUGAAGGUGCUCGCCAAUCCCAGGAAUUUCCGAUGCUGCCAGAUUCUUUAUCUCUACGUAGCAGCUCAAGGCGUCGAAAACGAUUCUUCAUCUGCUGCUUACGAAGCCGCAUUGCAAGUUCUAUGGAGUUCGAUUCCCGAUCCUUUCCUGACCAUUCAAGAAUUCGCACGUUGCUUUAAGGAUGUGAAAAAACAAGGUAUGCCCAAAUUAGUGAAAGCCUGGGCCUGGUACACCAGACACAUCAAGGAUCUUGGGAUCUCAGGAAUACGUCCUCCUCCCUCCUUGAAGCACAUCUGCAAGUGCGCCGUCAGACAAAAGUUGAAAGAAUGCUUCCAAUUACCCCAUGGAGUGGAUGAAUUGGAUAUUCCGGAGUCCUUAAAGCAAUAUUUACUUUUGGAACAUUUUGCAUUCCGGAAACUAAGUAAACCGCUCACUUAUGAUCAAUAUUUUCGUUCGAAAAAAAAUCGAACAAAGAACUUAAACGUUAAAAAUAAUGCAUUUCCAGUACGUCGCGUAGUCUUACUUGUGCUGCAUUGUUUGUUCUUUUGGAUUUGUAAUAAUAGCGUGAAAGUUUUUAACUAUAUUUUUACAAGGAAUGAUUGAUACCCAGAAAGCA
Molecule: messenger RNA, 1181 nt
Organism: Parasteatoda tepidariorum (common house spider)
Lineage: Eukaryota; Metazoa; Arthropoda; Arachnida; Araneae; Theridiidae
Biological process (GO): intracellular signal transduction
Source: RefSeq, a predicted model, not a curated record